Aspergillus clavatus NRRL 1 is the source of this 4041-nucleotide messenger RNA. Its product is annotated as putative protein kinase. The record is from RefSeq and is a predicted model, not a curated record. Gene Ontology annotation, molecular function: protein serine/threonine/tyrosine kinase activity; ATP binding; protein serine/threonine kinase activity. Bases 1 to 4041 code for a protein of 1346 amino acids. Gene Ontology annotation, biological process: peptidyl-threonine phosphorylation; peptidyl-serine phosphorylation. The transcript has 2 exons. Lineage: Eukaryota; Fungi; Ascomycota; Eurotiomycetes; Eurotiales; Aspergillaceae.
AUGGGUAACCUCUUGAAAUCCGAGCACACGCAUACACCUCCUGAUCGCGUCGAUUUCCUUGCGCCCGUCAACUUCGACGAUUUUCACAAUAGUAUCAUGACAGAGCCAAGUUUGAACCAUUUCCCAAUGCCUGGAAAUGGAGGAUCGAAAGCUGCAAACCAAGCCCCCGGCAUCUUCACGAGAAAUCCAUGGUCCGAGAAUAACGAGCAGAGCCUCUCCAGCCGGUCCCGAAGCAAUUCCAUUCGGAGGAAAAGCGAGGUGUCACGCGUGUCCAAUCCGAGUUCCUCAGCCGAAUCAGUAUCAUCAUCCUCAUGGGCGCCAGCGGCUCAUACCGCCGCGCGAAGUCGUCGUCAGAGUCUGGUUCAAAAUGCUGGUGUCAAUGGCCCGGUGGCGCGGGCACCACGUAAAUCGAUCGGUGCUGGUUCUCUUCCGCCCGUGAUCUCUGCGAGACGACAAAGCAUAUCUGCUCGCAAGGCUAGCGUUGACACGGCUUCUGUCGAUCAAAUGAGCCUUCGACCAUAUACCCAGCACCCCGUUUCCAAUGGGUUGGACAAGACCAGACUUCCGUCCAAUGUCAGAAAUAUGAAGGCUAAAUCGCUUCAGCCGCCUUCGCGGGAUCCCCGUGACAAUCUAUUGCCAACAGCUGGAUUGACGGAUCACUCCCGAUCAUGCUCUACCAACGCGGUGCGGACCCCGAGCAAGAACCCUGCUGGGAGUGCAUUGACGCCCUCUUCGUCCGCCAAACGGGUGUCUGUUAUGCCACCACACGCUACAGGUCUAGGCGCUCGCACUAUAAGCCCUACUGAUGCACACCGUAUGAAACGGAUGUCUAUCGCGCCCCAGGCGCCUCCCCUGCCUUUUACGCCCCCGAUGAAGACAGAUCCCAUGCCUAUCCGCCCACGGUCAUCCGCCCACUCUCCUUCUAGCAUCCCACGGAAAAGUGUGACUCCGUCGUCGACGCGGACUACACCCGAUCCAAAUCGGAAAUCGUACAGUUCCGGCCUGUCUCUUUCGUCCAACACAAGUUACACGUCUACAAGGAACUCUGGUAGCUCUCUACAGUCCAGGCUAUCUCAGAAUCAGUCCUCCUCCCGACUACCCACGCCUAAACCGCGCCCUGAGUACACCGGGGGAAGCCACGAAGAGGUCCCUCCGGUCCCGGCCAUUCCCAAAGCCUAUGAGUCUCCUAAAGGUGAUACCGAGAUCCAGAGCUAUUUUGCUCCACGAAAGUCGAGUCUGCCAGUGGAUACGGGUCUCUUGAAAUCUAAACACAACCAGGAUUCUGACAAUAAAUCAGCGGCAAGCGCCAACGAGGGUAUUACCGCAGAUAAGACUGACGAACGAGGAAUGAAAACCCCAGAGGCCAAGACGCCGGCCAGUUUCGGCAAGAAGAAUCUGUUGCCGUUGAAACUUCCUCCCUUGAAUCUCUUGCCUCUAAGUACCCCUGUCGCCACCAAGAUCCAAGCACUGAAGGAUCGAGAAGACGAUGACCAGUCGUCCACCCCUUCGAAUAAGGUUCUCUCCAAGACGCCUAGCACGCCAAUGACGGCAUCCAAGGCGAACUUUUCUUUCCGCAAUGAUGAUGAUGGCAUGGGAUUCACCCAGGCCCGAAGCAGCACGUCACAUUUCAUGCUCAGCACUUCAUCUGCUGUCCCUUCGAGGACGGCAAGCAGUUCCAGUGCAUUGGCAUCUUUCGACAACAGUACUGGCGGCGCAAGGACCAUUUCCCCAUACAUCUCAUAUACCUUGCCGAAGAGCAGCAGUGAGUUCGGCCAGCUUCGACAGAAAGCCAAUGACAGUGGAGAUUACUCCCCCCGGAUCUCCCAGUCGCACAAAUUGAAUGGGCCUCGACCACAAACACAAUCCUCUGCUUUCUCUUCGAACGCCGAAACCAUCAGCCAGCUGUCAACCCCUUCGGACCCAGAUACCAACAGUGUCUCUGGUUCCUCCCUUCUGAAUAGGAUCGCAUUGACUCGAAAGCGCAGCAAUUCUAAAUCAAAACAUGCGGUGGACGCUGAUCGAGACCCAACGAAACAGAUGCCACCACCCAAACUUCCGGCCUCUGCAACCUGGAACACCUUGUCACCAGUCACAACUUCAAGCCCCACAUUGAAGCCUGCACAUGCCCAAGCGAGGCGCCAGUCUUCUGUUUCCAGUGCAACGGCUUCCACGAUGAGAAAGCCUAGUUUCAGCAGCGAGCAUAGCCUCGCGGCCCUGGAGCCCACUCCUUCCAAUGAUUCAGCUGAAAGUGAUGGUACCUCACACCGAUCAACAUCAUCAAUCCUCUCACCAGUGCACAAAAUCCUAUACUCGGGUCGGUCAAACACAACGGCGAGCUCACGUCACCAGGAAACCAAUGUGGAGUCUGACAUUCUCGUUGCUGACGAGGAGAUGCGCCGACUUGCUAGCAAACGCAAAGGCUUCGAGGUGGCAGCAAGGAAUCUGGAUGAAUUACGUCGCAAAGCCGGUCCAAAAGAGCGCGUGAGUCCCGCACAGGCGCUCCAAAUGGCCAAUCUCAACAUCUUCGAACGCGGGGAGAUCAUUGAUUUCAAGGAUAUCUACUUCUGCGGCACGCAAACUGCCAAGAAGCAUGUCGGUGACCUGAAUGCGCAAUCCGCAAACUUUGGAUACGACGACGAUCGUGGUGACUAUAACAUCGUGAUUGGCGAUCAUCUUGCGUAUCGAUACGAAGUCGUAGAUGUCCUAGGAAAGGGUAGCUUUGGUCAGGUGGUGAGAUGCAUUGACCACAAAAAUGGAGCUCUCGUCGCCGUGAAGAUUAUUCGCAACAAGAAGAGGUUCCAUCAACAGGCACUAAUCGAAGUCAACCUCCUGCAAAAACUCAAAGAAUGGGAUCCACAUCGCCAACACAGCGUGGUGAACUUCACCCAGAGCUUCUACUUCAGAGGGCAUUUGUGCAUCUCGACAGAACUGCUGGGUAUGAAUCUCUACGAAUUCAUCAAGGCUCACGAUUUCAAGGGCUUUCAUCUCAAGCUCAUUCGCCGGUUCACGAAACAGAUCCUAAGUACAUUGACUCUCUUGCACGCCAAGAAGGUCAUCCACUGUGAUCUUAAGCCGGAGAACAUCCUUCUUGUCCACCCUAUGAGUUCAGAGAUUCGGGUCAUUGAUUUCGGAUCCAGCUGUUUUGAGAACGAGAAAGUGUAUACUUAUAUCCAAAGUCGUUUCUACCGCUCUCCGGAGGUUAUCUUGGGCAUGUCCUACGGCAUGCCGAUUGACAUGUGGAGUCUAGGCUGUAUCCUGGCCGAGCUGUACAGCGGCUAUCCCAUCUUUCCGGGAGAGAACGAGCAGGAACAACUCGCCUGUAUUAUGGAGGUCUUUGGCCCUCCUGAGAAACAUCUGAUCGAGAAGAGUACCCGGAAGAAAUUAUUUUUUGAUUCCCUGGGCAAGCCUAGACUCACGGUCUCCUCGAAGGGUAGACGGCGACGACCAAGCUCAAAGGAUCUCCGACAAGUCUUGAAGUGUGACGACGAUCCAUUCCUCGAUUUCAUCUCUCGUUGUCUUCGAUGGGACCCCGCUCGUCGCCUGACCCCUCAUGAUGCACUCAGACACGAAUUCCUCACCGGAAUCAAAUUGACAUCGCGCUCUCGGUCCUAUGCCGCGGCGAACUUAUCAAAUAAGCGCGGAACCACCCUCUCUAACCCUACAGCACGGCCGCUCCCAGAGCCACCCGGCACCAGUGUCAAGGGCGGUUUCAUCCGGAGCCGAGACAUUUCAGGUAGCUCUCCCAUCAAGCAAGUUGGGAUCGGCAAGCGCCACUCCACUGUGAGCGGGCUUCAACCGUCAACUCCUGCCAAACGGGGUACAGCAACCACCAACACCCCUGGAUCAGCACUGCCCCGUGUCGCAGCCAGGAGCAUCAGUGGGAAGCCUGAUCUCGCGACUGCGGCGGCGGCUACGAGUCUCUCUCUAUGGUUCAAUGACCCCAUCACGACCCUGAAGGUUCUUCCGAAUUCACAUGCAUAUCACUUUGUCUUCUGCUUCAUUGCCUGCACAUUGUUUCCAAUUAUCCUCAUCCCCAUGUAA